Scatophagus argus is the source of this 4106-nucleotide messenger RNA. It is a transcript of the gene cttnbp2nlb, whose product is annotated as CTTNBP2 N-terminal like b. The record is from RefSeq and is a predicted model, not a curated record. The coding region runs from base 128 to 1906 and encodes 592 amino acids. Lineage: Eukaryota; Metazoa; Chordata; Actinopteri; Scatophagidae. The transcript is spliced from 5 exons.
UGAGCGUCUGUUGUUCACACUCAUCUUAGAGCGAGAGCGUUUGUGACAGUGGAUUGCUUUGAUUCAUGCUGUUGCAAAGCCUCAUUUUGGGAUUUGGACAACAAUUAAAGCGAUCAGAAGAGAGCGCAUGAAGGAUGAGAAGAUGAAUGUGGAGGCUCUCAGCAGAGCGGAGCUGCUAACUCUCCUCAGUAUCUUGGAGGGAGAGCUGGAGGCACAGGAUGUGGUCAUACAUGCCCUCAGGGCUCAGCACAGAGAUGCGUUUGUCCAGGAGCGUUAUGGCCAGUAUGACCUCAGUGAUCCAUUCCUGGCCCUACAGCGGGACAGCGAGUCCGAGGAGCGCCAGAACACAUUCACCCAGUCUCGCGCAUACCUGCAGGGUCGGGCUGUGGGCCCAAACCCUUUGGCUGUGCUUAAACUGGUCAUGGCUCACUGCAAAAGGAUGCAGGAGAGGAUGAUGGGACAGCUGGCUGCUGUUGAGGGCAGACACAGGAGGAUGAUAGCUGAUCUGGAAGAGGAGAAACAACGGCACGCCAAUGACUCUGCGCAGAGUGAUGAUUUCACCCUCAUGCUGCAGGCAGAGAGAGACAAACUGCUGCAGCAGUUGGAAAUGGAGCGCGCAACAGUACGCAGGUUAGAGAAGGAACAGGCACAGGCAGUGAGCCAGGUGGAGGAAUCACUGUCCCAGCAGCAGCAUCUCUCCUCAACUCUGACUCUAGAGCUCCAGAAAGCCAGCAGCCUGGCAGAGGAGGAGGCUCAGAAGGUCGCCCAACUUCACACCAUGCUCCAAGAGGAGACCAGUGCCCUGGAGAAGCUCCAGGGGCUUCUUGAAGAUGAAAAGAACAGGGCAGCCCAGCUAGAGGCUGGUUGUGAGAGACACCUGGCCAAGUUUGACUCAGAGCGAGAGCAGAUGAAAGCCAGGAUCAGUAAAGAGGAGGAGAGAAGCAGGGAGCUCGAGAGACAGUUGGAUGAGUUGAGGAAGAGGCUGGCUGAAACUGGAGGAUGUAAAGAGGAGGUAAAGGAGGCUGUGACUGAGGCGAAGGAGUCACUUCCCAAGACAAUGGUGGUGUCCACCUCUGUUCAGACUGAGCCAGAUGGAAAGAUGACUGUCACUCCUAAAUCCACCUCACUGUCAAAGGUCAAUGGCCAUCAUGCUCAUAAAGAGACUGAACCGACACCAGAAAGGAGAGCAGAAAAUGGAGGGAUGGUAGAGAAUGGGGGAGGAGCACAUUCCCCUCUUCACCCUCUUCCCCACCCUCUUCCUCACUCUCCCUCAAGCACAGCAUCCUCCUCCCUCUCUUCUUCCCCCAUUUCCUCCCCCGUUCUUGCCAAGCGCCUGGGCAGCCCAGGCUUUCAUCAGUCCUCCUAUCAGGCCGGAGUCAACCAGCGAUUUCAGGCUGCCAGACACAAGUUCCAGAGCCAGGCUGAACUGGAGCAGCAACAGCAGCAGCAGCACGGUGGCCCUCUCUCUCCCAGGGACCUCUCCCCCACCACCUCCUCAAUCCCACCCCCACCAGAGCACAGCACAGCGAAGCAGCUGGCCCGCAACACUGUCACUCAGGUGCUGUCCCGCUUCACCAGCCAGCAGGCUGGCAUCAAGCUGGCACCAAUCAGCAGCUCUCCAUUUGGUACAGACUACCGUAAUGUAGGAGCAUCUCCUCCUGGGGGGAGAUCACCAUCUUCAGGGCCUCUAUCACCGGGUAUCCGCUCCCCACUCACUCCUCGCUCAGAGAGGACACACCCUCCUCCGAUCCCUCCCAAGAAGCCUGGCAUGAGUCCAACACCAGGCUCCCCAUGUCACUCUGCCCGGACCAGCCUCUUUCCAGAGCUGACAGGAAACUGUGGACACAGCAACGCUGGGCAGGAGGCAGCCAAAGAGCUAGACUUUGUUUUAUCUUCUAGCAGCUAACUAAAUGAGUCAAGCCUAAGUCGACACUUAAACCCACUUCAUAGCACUCACAAUCAGUAGUAUAGACAUUUAAAAGCGGGACUGAUUCAAACGGAUCAUUUAAAAGUUUAUCACACCCCUACCUCUAUCCCAUAACCUGAGAAACAAACAGAAAAGAAUUAUUUGAAAUAUAAUAUGUUAUAUUAUGGAUUUCUUUUUUUUUUUUGAAUGUUAUUUCUUCACAUUCCUGUCUUUAUUCCUAUCCUUACUGAGAAUAUUUAUCAGUUAUUUUCCACUUUAACCCUAUAUUAAGGGUGUCUGGAAACCAUAUAUGUAAAGGGACCAAUGUUAACAAGACUUCAUAGUGCAACACUCCUUCUUUUCCCUAAUGCUUGAGUUGCCUAAUGAGUUGGAAUCAGAAAAGAUGAUUUUAGUCAGAAACAAAACUGUAUAGCAAGUAGAAGGGCUAAAAUACUGUAUGGAUGUAGAAAAUAGCAAAUGUGUAGCUAUAACCAUUUCACAGUCAACUAGUGAGUAGUUUUUAAAUGCUGUUCCUGUGGAGAUGGUCCAUGGAAACAAUAUUAUACUGUAUAGUUUAAAGAAUUUGCAGUUGAUUCUCUGGGUGAACACCACACGCGUGUGCUGUUGUUUUUUUCUAUCACACGUGUAAUGAAUACACUGAAUGUUAUCUUGAAAAGGGAGAGCACACUUUGUCCUACAUUACUGUAAAAUGCUGUCUGCAGCCUAAAAUGCUUUGUUCAGGGAACGUUCAUUUCUAUUUUACCCAAACCAAGAAGGAUUAUUUAUCAUGAAUAUGUGAUAACACUUUGGGAUAUUCCAUCAAUGAACACAAGGUUUGAAUCUUGCUACUGUAACUGUUGUUUCUAGGAUCUGUCAAAUGAUUUAGUGUUGUGUCUUUGUCCUACACAUCAGCUGUGUGUUUAAGGUUUGCCAUGUUUUGUGUUCCGUCGUUUCUGGCUUUAAAACCAAGAAUUUCUUGUAAGUAAUUAUUUUAGGCAAUCAGUUUAAAUCUCUAGAUCUGUACACCAUUUGUCUGUGAGGGGUAAUGUCCCUCAACUAUCUCUAGUAAAUAUGCAUAUCGUGAACGCCUGCAACAUCUAGUGUCAUUUUUAAAUAAAUUACCCAUGCCUUAAAGUUGUGUUGUGUCUGUUUGUUUCUAUUGGAACUCUUUUGGAUGAAAAUCUUCUGAAUCUUGACUAAAAGCAUGCAAGAAUUUACGUGCAACAGUGUGAAAGGAAAAUAACUAUUCCGUCGAGAUGUUCGAUCCAUUUAUUUGCACAACAGAAUGGGGCAGUACAGUCUUGAACUUUAUAACUGAUCAGCACACAGUUGUAGUAUAGUGUGAGGUUUGAACACUGCACAUAGUAUAGCUAACAAGUAGCUGAUCCAGAGUCAGCCUACUCAGACAUCAUGGAACACAUACAAUAUGAUACAGUAUAUGAUCUUGCCUUACGUGGCAACAGCUUUGCGCUCAACUGGCAUUGACAACACACAAACAGUUUGUUACAGUUAUGAGUGCAAUAUUCUAAGACUGAAACAAAAACCAGCGUAUUAAAAUAGAGAUUUGCAUACAUGGGUGAGAGGAUGGAGUUCUUUACCAUAGGAAAGAGAUUUUGGCAAAUAAAUCUUGGUUUAUAGGAGUAUGUUUUCCUUUCAAAAAGGAAAAGCUGUACAGCAAUGGAGGUGGAGUUGCCAAAGUAAGAACAGAGAAUGCAUUACAGUUGCAGCAGCAUGGAAGCUGUUUAUCUUUUUUCAGUCAUCAUUGCUUGCAUGAAUGGAGACACAUAACGCAAGUGGAACACAACAGAAAACAAGUAAACAUUCCCUCGGCCCUGACACACACGGACAAACAUAAAUGUCUACUGUGCAGAGACAGAGCUAUGCUGAGGAUCUUGCCACUCCUGAAUGUUAACAACAGGUAGAAAUACUGUCACUUUCACUGGCAACGUACAACUAAGUUGUCAGUUCAGCAAUACUAUAAUUUUGGUACUGCUAUUUUCCUAUCAGUGUCCCGAUUUGAGUGAUGCACCACACAUAUGUGACAACAAAGAAACAAAAACUUUCACAUUUUUUUGUUCCUGUCCAAAAUCAAAGUCUGACACGUGUGCUUAAUUUCUCUCAUCAGCUGCCUUGGUUCAUUUCCCUGUGUGCUGCGAUCUUCACUGUGACAUGAUCAUAGUUGUGCAUCAGUUUGAGUAAA